AUGCAAGAGCUCAACCAGUCUGCAGUGACAGAAUUCAUUCUCUUGGGCUUUGCUUCCAACCCCAGGACCAAUCCUCUGCUCUUCACCUUCUUUCUAGUCUUUUAUCUGCUGAUCCUUGUGAGCAACAGCCUCCUCAUCACCCUCAUUCAUCAGGAUCCGCGCCUCCAUACACCCAUGUACUUUUUCAUCAGUGUCCUCUCCCUGCUGGAUGUGUGCUACACCACCACGACUGUGCCCCAGAUGCUUGUGCACAUUCUCAGCAAGAAGAGGUCCAUCUCCUUUGAAAGAUGUGUGGCCCAGAUGUAUAUCUUCCUACUCUUUGGUGUCACUGAGUCCUGGCUCUUCUCCAUUAUGUCAGUGGACAGGUAUAUGGCCAUCUGCCAUCCCCUCAGGUACAAAGUCAUUAUGAGCCACUGGAUGUGUCUCCUCAUGGUGGGUGUCUGUGCAACUUAUGGUGUAGUAGGAAGUCUGUGCUACACCUUCUUUGCCAUGCGCUUGCCUUACUGUGGCCCCAAUGAAAUAGACCAUUAUUUCUGUGAGGUUCCUGCUGUCCUGAAGCUGGCCUGUGCAGACACGUCCCUCAAUGACUUGGUGGACUUCAUCAUAGGCUUCAAUGUUAUUGUGGUCCCACUCUCCCUGGUUGCCAUUGUCUAUGCCAACAUCUUUGCCACCAUCCUGAAGAUCCGCUCCACGCAGGGACGGAUCAAGGCUUUCUCCACUUGUGCUUCCCACAUCACUGUAGUCACUAUGUUUGCCAUCCCUUGCAUCAUCAUGUAUAUGAGCCCAGGCUCUGGAUACUUGUCAAACAAUGGGAAGAAAAUGGCCCUUUUCUAUAACAUUGCCACAGCCUUUCUCAACCCUGUCAUAUACAGUCUGAGAAACAAGGAUGUAAAAAGGGCAUUCUUCAAAUUGAUGGGAUGGGGAAGGGCCUCAGAGUGA
Messenger RNA from Suncus etruscus (white-toothed pygmy shrew), 939 nucleotides. Its product is annotated as olfactory receptor 2G3-like. Bases 1 to 939 code for a protein of 312 amino acids. NCBI's taxonomy places the organism in Eukaryota, Metazoa, Chordata, Mammalia, Eulipotyphla, Soricidae. The record is from RefSeq and is a predicted model, not a curated record. Gene Ontology annotation, molecular function: olfactory receptor activity; G protein-coupled receptor activity. The transcript has a single exon. Gene Ontology annotation, biological process: G protein-coupled receptor signaling pathway. Gene Ontology annotation, cellular component: membrane.